GGGCACGAGCAGGAGGAGGAUUAUCGCUACGAGGUGCUCACGGCCGAGCAGAUUCUGCAACACAUGGUGGAAUGUAUCCGGGAGGUCAACGAGGUCAUCCAGUGCAUAUUGGGUACUUCCAGAAGUGUGAAUUCAGUGAUGCAAAGGACAGGCGGGCUGCAGCAGCAAAGAAUCCAGCAACUAUCACAAGAAUACUCCUUAGCCACUUCAAUUGGGAUAAAGAGAAGUUAAUGGAAAGGUACUUUGAUGGAAACCUGGAGAAGCUCUUUGCUGAGUGUCAUGUAAUUAAUCCAAGUAAAAAGUCACGAACACGCCAGAUGAAUACAAGGUCAUCAGCACAGGAUAUGCCUUGUCAGAUCUGCUACUUGAACUACCCUAACUCGUAUUUCACUGGCCUUGAAUGUGGACAUAAGUUCUGUAUGCAGUGCUGGAGUGAAUAUUUAACUACCAAAAUAAUGGAGGAAGGCAUGGGACAGACUAUUUCGUGUCCUGCUCAUGGUUGUGAUAUCUUAGUGGAUGACAACACAGUUAUGCGCCUGAUCACAGAUUCAAAAGUUAAAUUAAAGUAUCAGCAUUUAAUAACCAAUAGCUUUGUAGAGUGCAAUCGACUGUUAAAGUGGUGUCCUGCCCCAGACUGCCACCAUGUUGUUAAAGUCCAGUAUCCUGAUGCUAAACCUGUUCGCUGCAAAUGUGGGCGCCAAUUUUGCUUUAACUGUGGAGAAAAUUGGCAUGAUCCUGUUAAAUGUAAGUGGUUAAAGAAGUGGAUUAAAAAGUGUGAUGAUGACAGUGAAACCUCCAAUUGGAUUGCAGCCAACACAAAGGAAUGUCCCAAAUGCCAUGUCACAAUUGAGAAGGAUGGCGGUUGUAAUCACAUGGUCUGUCGUAACCAGAACUGUAAAGCAGAGUUUUGCUGGGUGUGUCUUGGCCCUUGGGAACCACAUGGAUCUGCCUGGUACAACUGUAACCGCUAUAAUGAGGAUGAUGCAAAGGCAGCAAGAGACGCACAGGAGCGAUCUAGGGCAGCCCUGCAGAGGUACCUGUUCUACUGUAAUCGCUAUAUGAACCACAUGCAGAGUCUACGCUUUGAGCACAAACUGUAUGCUCAGGUGAAACAGAAGAUGGAGGAGAUGCAACAACACAACAUGUCUUGGAUCGAGGUGCAGUUCCUGAAGAAAGCAGUUGAUGUCCUCUGCCAGUGUCGUGCCACACUCAUGUACACUUACGUCUUCGCCUUCUACCUCAAAAAGAAUAACCAGUCCAUUAUCUUUGAGAAUAACCAAGCAGAUCUAGAGAAUGCCACAGAGGUCCUUUCGGGCUACCUGGAACGAGAUAUUUCCCAAGAUUCUCUGCAGGAUAUAAAGCAAAAGGUUCAAGAUAAGUACAGAUACUGUGAGAGCCGACGAAGGGUUUUGUUACAGCAUGUGCAUGAAGGCUAUGAGAAAGAUCUCUGGGAGUACAUUGAGGACUGAGAAUGGCCCUGCAUAAAAUGAACUCUGAAAACUUUACCAUCUAGAGUGCUCAUGCAAUUAAAACAAACAAAACAAAACACACACAAACAAGGAGGCACUAAGCCUCUGACACCGCUGGUCUGUAGUACCGGAAUUCUGUUUUGUUAACGGAAAGUUUAAGUAAAUUAUAUUGUAAUAAAAAAGGUAGAUAAACCAUUGUACAACAGUAUUCUAGGCCGCCAACAAAAGUGUGACAGACACACUAAAAGCCCUCCAACUUUAACUUGUAACGUAGCUUCAUUCUCAAAGCUGACUCCUUUUUUCUUUUUCUUUUUCCUGAGUGUAGUACAGUUAAAAUUUAAAACAGCUCUUUGACACUGCUUUUCAUGUCCAAACCAGCCAUUUUGUUGUACUUUGGUGAAGGAUCUCUUUUCCUUCCUCCCCUACACGUACAGAUACACUCACACACACAGACCGACUCUCUUUCUCUCAUACCCCAAGGUCAUAUGUGAAUGAUGAUUAGCUCCUUGUAAAGAGAUUCUUGGGGCAGGGAAGGGUAGGCAGCAAGAGGAUUAAACAAAAACAAACUUUGUAUAUGACUUUUAAAACAAGAGGACAACACAGUAUUUUUCAAAAUUGUAUAUAGCGCAUAUGCAUGGACAAAGCAAGCGUGGCACGUGUUUGCAUAAUGUUUACUUACAAAAAAAAUAUUUAUUCUUUAAAAAUCUUGAAGAUUAUGUCUAUUUGCUGUGCAUUUUCUUUCAGUUUGCUUUAUAUUUCCAGGGUUGGGGGUUGGGAUAACAGGUGUGUUGGUUUAGCACCUCUGGAAGACCUAACUAGAGCUCUGUGAUUUCCCUUUCCUGCUCCUGAGGUUACAUUGCUCUUUCUGGUUUUGGUAUGUCGGUUGCUGGUCAGGGGCCUCAUGCCUUGAAUUCCCAGCUCUUGAUCAGGGACAGGGAGGCUGAGCUCUGACUAAAUGCCAUGGCCUGAUAAGGGCUGCAGUGGGGGAGCUUUGUUGCUGUAGUUCAAGAUGACCCCAUCCCCAACCUCAUACCCCUCCCUGGCCUCACCCAUCUCCCUAAGCCUUUGUGUACCCAUGUCAUACACACAGCCAAAGGCUUCCUAACCUACCUGUCACAUCCAGAGGAAGCAUUUCAAAUUUUCUUCCUUUUGAUUUUUUUUUUAAUUGCUGCUUUGAGCCUUUUAAGAAUUUAGUUGCGGCUCUUCUUUUACCCUUUUUCCACGUUAGGGUGUCAAAUAGAAUGUUUUUGCUUUAAAUAUAAAUAAAUAGCCAUUCACUUAGUCUGAGAUUGUAAAUUUAAAAUGGCGGAUACUGAAAUUGCCCGUGUGUGUUGCUGUGGGUUCAGUUUGAAGGCAAACACCCCUAGAACAUGAUAUUCCCAUAUAGUGCAUUUAAAUAGAAAUCACUGAAUUUGCUUCUUUUCUAUUGUCAGCAGGUAGGAAAAUUAAUAAUGCAUUUUAGCUGUGAUGUCCAUUUUUAUGAAAUUUCUACUAAGCUAUGUUAAAAGUAAAGGAUGGUGGUGGUUUUAUUAACUGUAUACCUGUUUAGGCCAUUCUGGUUAUGGUAUUUUUCAACAGGUCAGCAUCCCUAAAUCUGUCAGUUUUAUAUGGGAGUGCAGAGUGAACUAGGCAACUAGAUUAAGAGGUUUUAAUAUUAAAUACCAAUUUUGGCUGAGGACCUCUUUGUCUUCCUUUAAAUGUCUUGCGCCUAGGGGAGUGUUUACCAUUUGUGAGGCAGCUUUGUCUGCUCUUGCACUGUACAUCUUAUUACUCCAUUGGGAAGUAGGUUCACUUUCCUCUGGCCUUUUGCCUAAGUUAGGCUUUGCUGAAUCAACCCUACUUUUCCUUUUAGAAAAGGUUGUUACCUGAGAUGUACUUGCAACUGUUCUUUUCCCAUCAAAAAUCAGUGAAUGUUUGCUGAAUAUAUUAUGCUGCUUCCUUAAACCACUUGUCGCUUUAGGAUCAACUUUACCUGUACCUUUUAUCCUCCCCGCCCUUGCCACCUCAGGUGCAAAUCUGAACUCAGUGUCUGCUUCUUCCAUAGUCUCUUCUCCCUUUCCCCCAUCAUCCAUUUGAUUUUAUUUUACUUUAAAUGACUGCAUCAAUCUUAAAUACAUUUAAAAACAGAUUUUUUUUUUUUUUCUUUUUUUUUAGAAAGCUUGAACAAGUUCCUUUCCCUGGUAACUUUGAAAAGCAGCCAGAGUUGCUAUAUAGAUAUAUGUGGCUCCCUAAAAAUGCUCUGUGUAUGUGUUGUGUUUUAAAAAAAUCUUACCAGUUAACUUUGCAGUAUCUAGGUUUGAGUGUCAUAAAUCCUCUUUACAUGCUCCCUUUGCACCAAGUAUCCAAAAACAGUUCGUGUACUUCGUAAUAUCAGCCCCCAUGGAGGAGCAGUGCUUUUUAGAGAUGCUUUCUAGUUUCAGUGUUGGCACACUACCUGAGGAUAUUGGAGUUGUAUGGAGCAAGGUGAACUGGCCUUUUCUACUUCCAGGCUUUUAACAGCUAUCUCCAUAUUUGACAGAAUUCCCUGAGUUAACUGCUUUGGUUGUUAGUAGCUUUGAUGCCCCAGGCUGGGAUAGGCAAAGCCAUAUUGUGUGACAGCUUCCCUAUCUCAUCUACCUGAGUCUUGCUAUCAGAGGGCUCUAUUCACAACAAGCAUCAGGGUCUCCCUGUCUUCUUGAGGGCAGUUACAUUGUCUUUUGAAAAGUGCAUGCUUCAUUUGAAUAAUUAAGCAGUAGAUGGACUUUCAGUGACCCACAAUAAAAUUUUGGUCGGAAGCUCAGGACACAAACCACAGUGGUAAAACUGAACAGCAUAUAUUAUCAUCAGACUCUAAAUUCUGUGUAAUUUUCUGAGACCCAGAUUGUAUGUGUUUUAUGUGUAUUUAAAUAAAAAUAUGAAAUACACGUGUAUACAUACAGACAUACACAACAGCUCCAAGACUGACUGACUUGAUUUGAAAUGGUUGGAUGCAGUGUAAAAUGUGGUUCAGCCAUGGUUAGGAACUGAAAUUCAGUACAAGAGCCUAAAGGACUUGAUGUAACAGAUUUCUUUUAGCUACAAAUCCUGGUAUAGAGCACUUGGGGGAUGGGAGGGGGCGGGUUGGUGAGACAAUCAGAUCGGUAAAUUGAUUAAAUGCUCCUAACCCUGUAAUUUUGUGCAUAGAGCACCCUGUGCUGUGGAAAUAACUGUUCUUAGAUUUUCAUUGUAACUGGACUGUUCAGGUUGCCCAGAGGGAAAGAACAUUCCUAAUUCUAAUAAAAUAAACUUUUAUUUUGUUAUUCCAUUAGUUACUUAUGUUUAUUUUUAUAGUUAAAAAAGACAAAGUGGUGGCCUGACAACCACCUGUAUUAUGUGCCUUAUUCACUGUUCCUACUUAAUAUAAAAUGUCAAGAUUUGGUUCCGUUUCUUUGCAGGGAACUGUGAAUGAAACCGUCCCCUACAAUUAACUUGGUUACUAUACCCUUCAGAGCAUUUCCUGAAAGCUGUCCAAUUUCUGUGUCUCAGACAUUGAAUUUAGAUUUCCAUUUGUGUUGUAACAUUGAUAAUAUGAGAUGCUCAGUAGAUCUUUGAAUGCCAGUUUCUUUUUAAGAUAAGUCACUUUCAGUUACUUGUAAAACUCCUUCACAUAACUUCAUUUUAGUCACCCUUAGAAGCUGGUAUCUCCUAGAGAUGGAGAGUUGCCAUCUUAAAAGAAGGCUCCAGAGUUGGAGAUAUUUGUCAUUGAUAUUCUACCUUAGUUUACAUUUUAGUACAAUUUAAUUUGGGAUUGUUUGGAUCUAUAAUUGAGUGUUUAUCACUUUCAUCUUCAGUGCGCUUUCUUAUACUACCCUCUAAACAAAUGGGGUAGAAACUGCUGUUUUACAAAAGAAGAAAAGGCUCAACAAGGUUAGUAAUUUGCCCAAAAUUAAACAAUUUCUUGUAUUGGGGACUAGAAUUUUCUCAUAUCUGAGACUCGAACAGUAUCAUACUACCUCUUUAUACUCAUACUUCCUUAUUCUGGUCUCAGAAUGACCUACAAUUCAAUACCAGAAAAGGUGGUUCUUAACUAUAGUUUUGUGCUUUUUAAAACACAUCAAAGACUAUAAAUACUUGUCACUGCUACUGUUAGAGGAGUGCUGUAUACGAUUUCCAUCUUCAGUUUGUUGCAGCAUUGACAGCUCCUGUGGCCCUGUGUUUGCCUGAUUGUUAGAAACCAGCCGUGGUUAGAAAGUAACCCUUCCCAUCUCAUAGACUGGGGCAGUCCUCAUGUGAAGACUAUCACGUGAUAGUUGAGAGUAAAUAGUUCAGCAUGGUUUGAUUUGCUAAAUGGUGUCUGAGCAGUUUGCCAUUGUUGAUCCUAGUUAUU
This is a messenger RNA of Trichechus manatus latirostris (Florida manatee), 5814 nucleotides long. It is a transcript of the gene ARIH1, whose product is annotated as ariadne RBR E3 ubiquitin protein ligase 1. The transcript has 15 exons. Lineage: Eukaryota; Metazoa; Chordata; Mammalia; Sirenia; Trichechidae. The record is from RefSeq and is a predicted model, not a curated record. Gene Ontology annotation, molecular function: ubiquitin conjugating enzyme binding; ubiquitin protein ligase activity; zinc ion binding. Bases 72 to 1469 code for a protein of 465 amino acids. Gene Ontology annotation, cellular component: nucleus; ubiquitin ligase complex; cytoplasm. Gene Ontology annotation, biological process: protein polyubiquitination; ubiquitin-dependent protein catabolic process; positive regulation of proteasomal ubiquitin-dependent protein catabolic process.